UGGAGACCUAAGCUUGUCUCAAAUUCACGCGUUCUACUUCCUUCUCACUUUCUCUUACUCUUUUUCAUAACGAAAAGUCCGAAAGACCCUGGAGCACCUUCCAAUUUACGAAAUUAGUAAUCACUGAAAUCAGUGGAGAGAGUGUAAAAAAAAAUCCCUUACCUUACCCCCUUUCUCUCGUCCGAUCGAUCUCGCAGCGUCUAAGACAAGGAACUUGAGAAAGUAGUGCUCCAAAGGCAGCUGGUUCCUGUUAACCGGAAAUUUGACGCCAUGUCUCCGGGAGAAACGGUCUCCCGGUCACCUCUAGACAAGCCUCUGAACCAGCUUACUGAGGAUGACAUUUCUCAGGUCACUCGCGAAGAUUGCCGCCGUUACCUCAAAGAAAAAGGGAUGCGGAGACCGUCUUGGAACAAAUCGCAGGCGAUUCAGCAGGUGAUCUCGUUGAAAACUCUUCUAGAAACGACGUCUGAUUCCGACGCCGUUGAAGCUCGGAAGAAACUUUACCCUCCCUGCCCGGAAUAUCCGCCUCGCGUCGUUUCUGAUUCAAACGUUCUACCGAGGGAAAUGACACCGAAUAACGGGAUAUUGGUUCCAGUUUCCGAAUCCGUUCCUUGCCCCCAUUCAAAUCCCUCGAAAUCCGAUUUUUCCGGCGACAAUUCUGGCCGAACGGUCAUCUCCGGAAAUGAUUCUGUUUCUCCAAGAAUUGCAGGUGCAGCAAAAGAGCCAGCAGGACAGAUGACAAUCUUUUACUGUGGGAAAGUGAAUGUCUAUGAUGAUAUGCCUGGUUGUAAGGCUGAAGCAAUCAUGCAGCUUGCUGCAAGCCCAGUCUCAUUUCCUCACGAAAUUCUAGCUGAUCAAAGGUCCACACCAUGGUCCAUUCCAUGCCAUUCACAGGCUGCAAGUGUCAAAACAAUCCCAUGUUCACAAAUGGUUAUAUUGCCACCUCAGCAAACAGAAAACUGUCAAUUUCCUCGAGAAGAGAGCAAUGCAUCUCUUGAAGACAGCCUUGAAGGACCUACUAGCAGAAAAGCAUUGGUGCAAAGAUAUCUUGAGAAGAAGAAAGACAGGUUUAAGAACAAGAGAAAGUUGGCAAUGUCUUCAUCUCCGACCUUAGACAUCUACUUAAAUCAAGUGGGAGAUCAGUUUUCAAAUGAGCAGUUGAAACAAAGUGAACCAUAUUAUUCUCCCCAAGCAGAAGUGCACCGCAUGCCUCUUGAGUGCAGCUCCAUUGAAAAUGUUGCAAAGAUUCCCCGCCUUACUACUGAUGGAAAAGAUGCAUUCAAGAUAUGACCAUGAAUGGAGCCCUAACCAUGUGGACACGGCGUAGUGUUCCUCCAUCUAAGGCUUUGUAAUAUAAUAUUUAACAUGUUAUAUCCUUUGCGGCCAUUAUUAGCAACUAGCUAAAUGAGGAAUCUAGUUUAGUGUUGCUGAUCUAUAUUUUCCUUUGUACUGUUUUUCAUUUAAGCUAAAUGAUAAUUUGGCAACUGAAAGAAAUAAGAGCCAUAUGUUAUCCCAUGGUCAUUUUAAGCA
This is a messenger RNA of Gossypium raimondii (Peruvian cotton), 1530 nucleotides long. Its product is annotated as protein TIFY 4B. The record is from RefSeq and is a predicted model, not a curated record. Gene Ontology annotation, biological process: regulation of jasmonic acid mediated signaling pathway; response to wounding; regulation of defense response. NCBI's taxonomy places the organism in Eukaryota, Viridiplantae, Streptophyta, Magnoliopsida, Malvales, Malvaceae. The transcript is spliced from 9 exons. Gene Ontology annotation, cellular component: nucleus. Bases 271 to 1290 code for a protein of 339 amino acids.